Messenger RNA from Phalacrocorax carbo (great cormorant), 6217 nucleotides. Lineage: Eukaryota; Metazoa; Chordata; Aves; Suliformes; Phalacrocoracidae. The record is from RefSeq and is a predicted model, not a curated record.
AUGUGCGGCCGGGGCAGAGCUGGGGGGCCGGGGGAAGGGGAGGGCGCUCCCCGGCUCCCCUCCCACCCUCUCCGGAUAAAUGGGCCGCCGGGAGGCGGCGGCCGGGCGGGCGGACGGCGGCAGCCUGUGGAUGGUCGCGGCCCCCCCAUCCCCGUCCCCCGCCGUGCCCAGCGCUCCCUGCCGGCGGGGCCGCCCCGGGCUCCGCCGCACCAGGCUCAGCCCAGGCUCCGGCAGGCUGGUGGCGGCGAUCGGGACUCAGGGGGGGCCCCCUGGGCUCCUUUCCCCUUCCCUCCCUCCGCGGCGGGCGGCGCUGGAGGAUUUUCUCCCGCUGCGGCCCCCUCGCUGCCCCCCAGACAUGGUAGGUCACCUACAGCUGCAAGGGAUGGACGAGAGCCUGAAGGAGAAGAGCCGGGAAGGCUUGCUGGACAGCCCGGACUCGGGGCUGCCCCCCAGCCCCAGCCCCCCUUUCUACUCCCUCUCGCCGGGUGAGGGCCGAGCUGGGGGCAGCGGCAGCGCGGACCCCCCGGCCGCGGGGCACCGGCGAGAGGCCAAGGACGGCAAAGUGAUGCCUUACCUGCUCCUGAACCCAUCCAUGCCAGAGAUGAGGCCUCGAAUGUAUCCUGUGUUUUUUGGAGAAAGCAUUGAGGUCAGCCCUGAGCCCGUGCAGGAAAUCAGGUGCAAUUCUGAGGUGAAGUACGACUCCGAGAAGCAUUACCGGGAUGACAUCUUCUACAGCCCCAUCCCCACUGUCACCACCUACAGUGAGACAGUCAUUGCUGCUCCCAAUUGCACCUGGCGGAACUACAAGUCACAGCUGAUCUUUGAGCCCCGCCAGAAGCCACUGAGGUUUCAGAGCACGACCAUCAUUUUUCCUAAGCGUGCCAAGAACAUUUACCGGACCACCCUCAACUACAGCUUGGGUUGUGCCAAGCGUUGGUUUGCUUCCAGUGUGCAGCUGGAACUCUGCGACGAAACCAACCCAUGCGUCAUCUACAGCGAGACCCUCUGAUCCGCCCUGCCGCUGGCAACCUUGCGACCUCAAGGAGGCUGUGGCCUUUGCUGGGUCUCUGGCUGGGCCUUCAUUGAUGGCAACUGAAUAUUAAUGGCUGGAGAACACGUCGUCUUGGGUGAGGCUGAACUGGCUGGGAGGAGGCUUGCAGGGCAUGGGAUGGUUUUGAUCAGUGAAAGGCUGGCUUGUAUUUUGUGAUGUUCCUGACAUUCAUGAUCUGGAUUUUAUUUUUGUUUUUUUUCCAAGCAUAUCUAUUUUUGACUUGUGUUUAGAUGAAAUCAGGAUGACAAAGGACCCUGUUACCCAUAGCAGAGCGCUGCCUUGUGAGCUCUGUAGGUCUUGUCUAGCACAUAGGUGAGACUCACUGUAACCUUCAGAGCUAUUUCGAUCUCUGCAAAGGGAAGACCAACUGCAGAGUCAGCGACCAGCCUGCCCAUACACCAAGCCAGGUCUCUUAGAGUUUAAAUGCAGAGGAGGCGGUUAUUUGUAUCAGUGCAUCAUGUCUUGCUCCAACAGUUCAUAUGGGAGAUAGCUGCAAUAUUACACUACUGCAGUAACCUCAGGCCUAACUUUCUGGGAGGAAUGGGGACUGUCACCAAGGAAAAGAGGAAGAAAACAGGCGCACGGUGCUGUUGCUUAGCAGCUAGAUGUUUACAUUCCAUAGCAAGGAACAGCACAACCAGGAGAUGGGAGAAGGGCCUACCCUGACGCAUGGCUACCUAUUCUUUGAGCCCAGCCAAGAGUAUGCGGGGCAGACUGAGGAAACUGAAUAGCUGAAGGGCUAUUUUCUAGAAGUGUCCAAGUGAUCUAGGAGCCCUGUGCCCUUUUUCAAAAAUACUGUCAGUCCAAGCGUGCCAUGCUGUUCGUUGUUUGAACACCCAAUUUACAGGGAUCUUUACGUACUUCCAUCCCUUUUGAGUUUCAGGGUAUUGGCUGUAUUGCAGAGAGGAGUGAAGUACAGGAAGAUGCUAGCUAGCUUCAAAGAAGCCAGUGCAGGGUUAACUCAUGAUCAAGGUUGCUCACCCUCUUGGUAGUUUCCAUACCUGUGUCAUGGACAGCUUUGCUGACUGUGGAGGAGCAGCCAAACUUUCUCAAUGUAGAGCUCGAAGUAUUGAAAAGCCCCAGUCCAUCCAGGUUUUCCUUAAUCAGCCAGGCUGUAGCAAUUCAGCAGGUACUUCACAAACAGCUGAGCUGUCUCUGCAAAAGGAUCAAGAAACACUGAGAGAACAGGAGUCACUACAGCCAUCCUAAGGUAAACCAUUCCCCACUCAUGAAUCACAUCUCCCGAUAUCUCUUCACUUCAGUAGCUCAUUGAAAAUCUGCAAGAGCCUGGAUUCCUGCAAACACAUAACCUUUGAAAAUGGCAUGGAAUUGUCUCCAAAAUUCUUACCAAGAAUUUUCGCAUGCUGCUCAGAAGAGCCCAGACUUAGAAAAUAACCACACAGCUCCAGAAAUUAAUUUCCAGCUUUCCCUCUCCUAAACUUUCCAUUUUGUUCCUGACUUGUUGCAAGUCUGAUCAAGUUAUUUCAGAACACAACUGAGCAGCCAAGUCAGAAGACCUAUUAACAAUAUCAACAAGAUGUAGCUGAUUGCCUGGAACAGUUGACGCAAAAACCCACAGAGAUUUUUUUAAAAAAACAAACCUGAAAACCUUAAGAAAAUAAUAAAAUUAAAUAGUGACUUAUAAAGAUACUUUUUUUUCCAUCAGUUUCAAAAGGCAAUUGGUAAAUAUGACCAGAACUGUGACCUUUAUGAAACAGAGUUCUCUUUUUUAAAAUGUAGCACAAUUUUUCCACCAGAGGUAAAUAAAAGGUCUUUGUAUACAAACUUAAAUCCUGACAGCUGAAGCAUCAUUAGUACUGAAAGAUGUGCUAUGGCAGCGAUGAACUCUCCCUUUCUAUUUGGGAGUUAGGACUUGGUAGGGAGAAAUCUCUCAAAGGAUUUCCAAGGCUUCCACCUACUGUUGAAUUCUUUUCAGCAACACAGAAACAAGGAUUAUGUUUAUUAUUGGUCAGAUUUUGCUGUCACUGUCUGUCAGCAUCAAAGCCUGGAAAAGCAACAUCUGCCUCUAAAGUGAUUAUUAUGCCUGAAGCAACCCUUCUCCCUAGAGCUCCAGCAAACACGAGUGCUGUGGAGUUAGCUUAGGUGUCAGGGCAGCUGAAGCGAGGCUGAGUCCCAGUGCAGUGCAUGUUGGUGAUGCACUUACUUGCUGUCUCCUCUUGAGGUCUAUCCCGUUCCUCCAAGUGCUGGUGAGUGAGCCCUGUGGCCAGUGGAAGUACUCGCCCGCCCUCCUGGGUACAUCCUGAAGGCUCUGGAGAGCUCUUUCCAUGCACCUCUGAGUCUGUAGGAAAGGGGAGGGGUUUCCAAGCUGAGCAACAGUGUAAUCCAGGCUCAGAAGCAGAGCCAGUACUCAUACCCAGGAGAGCCCUGCAUGAUGACAGAUUAGAUGGCAGGCAGCUCUACUGAGCAGGCAUGGAGACAGGCUGACCUCCAAGCUGAAGGGAUGCCAGAGACUCCCUAGUCUGACUGUACAUCAGGCUUUUCUCCUGUUAACAGUUGGAUUAUUCCCCCACUCCAAGUCCAAAGCUGCAGUUUUUGAUCAUGCUGGUCUUUGAGCAGAACAGGUUUUCCCCAGAAAAAUCUAAUUUAUCAUGGCCAGAUGCAGGCUUCUGCCCACUUUGUCCACUGUUAGUUCUGCUUCCUAAAUGUUGGCCGCAACGGGAAAAAAAGAAUUUAACAAAAAGCCAGAAAACCAGUGUGCAAAUACAAAUCCAGUGGAGAGACCUGACCCACUGCCUGGCCUUUCACCACGCAGGGACAGGGUCUGCUAAGGCAAAGUCUCACAGGUCCAUGUGCCCCCCGCCCCCCCGGGAAGGUGCAAUGGAGGGCUGCAUCCUUGGCACUGUGGGGUCCCCACAUGACCAGGCCAGGCCUCUUUGAAGCUUCAUGCUUCAUUUUCUCUGCAAAUAGACUAGAAGUGACCUAACGCGCUCCUGCUCCAUUGAGCUUAAGCAGCUUUUCUGUUUUUGCCAUGUCUGGAAAAAAAAGCCAGCCGGCAGCUUGGGUUUCUUGGCUGCCAAACACACGUUGGGCUGUGUAGGCAAGGACAGGUCAUGGUGGGCUACCACCCUGGACCACAUCCAAGCUGUGACAUUGCCAAGCGCCUGAGAUCUGUAGAAAUUUUUGAAAAAUACCUUCUUACAUGAUGUCUCCCAUGGGCCCAUCACAGGCUGCUUCUCUUCUCAGUGAAAGCUGGUGUUGGAAAGGGACUUUGUUUUUCCUGAGCACAAGAAAACUGCAGAGGGUCAGGUCUUCACCCUCAUGUGGGUGCAGAUCCCACCCUGCCUGCCCACCCUCUGUCCCUAUUGCUCCUAUGGCUGUGUCUGGGUUAGGCAGUGGUAGAAGAGCCAAAGUUCAUCUUGCUCAUGACUGGGGAAAGCAAUGACAUUUUUUUUGUUUUGCUUAAACACCAGAAACUGAAUUUUGUCUUUGUGUGUUGCCAGUUAAGAAUCUCUCUCAGCAGCCAAGGAGCACCUUACUUGUAGUAUGUUUGUACCUCGAAAAGGAAUCAUCAGUCCCACUAGAGAGGUGGUUUUCUUUUAAAUGGAGUAUUAUUCAGCUCAACCAACAGAUCUUUGUUCAUUUAUAUUUUCUCAAAGAUACAAAUGAUAAAAUUAGACCAUGGAAAUGCUGCUUAGAAAGGUGAGUUUCCUUGAGCAGCUGGGACUGUGGCUACACGAUUUCUCCCCAGGAUCUUAAUGUGCCUGUUGCCCACAGUCCUGUAAGCCUGAUAGGUAAAGUCAGACUCUGCCUUCAGGAAUUAUUUUCUGUCAAUAGUUAUUUUUCGUAUCAGAAACAUUCUCAGAGGCAUCUGUUUUAGGGAGGGGAAAGUUCACUUUUUUCAAUAUGGGACAUCACUGUCUCAAAGGUGCAGGGUUUGCCCUUCGUCCCCUUCAUUCCUGUGAGUGUUUUGCCCCUGAAUGCAACAGAACAUGCUUGUGCCUGCUCUGCCUGCAUUGCUGUCAUUGCAUUUGGGGUCAGAAGGCAGGAACCCUAACUAAAUAUUGAACUUUCAGAAUUCAGAAUCUGGGGGAUGCUUUGCACAAAACACAGAGAACAACUUCCACCAAAAAAAGAGAGAAAGUUUACUGCUACUUUUGUCUUCUUUUUCUUCCCCCCCCCCCGCCCCAAGCCAGCUCUACUUUUCUCAAUGUGAAAUACAAACUGAUUCGCACCCUAGGUGCAUACUUUCUGGGAAUGAUGAAAUGAGGUUUGGGUGUUGAUAGCAGUGUUUGAGUGAGCUGCUGGUCAGAGAAGCGAAUGCUAUUUACUAUUUAUGUUGAGUGUGUCUUAAAAAAAAUGGGAAAGGUCACUAGAAGGCUAAUGAGCAAAAGACUUUGUAGCGCAAACUGAGGACUAAAGGCUGCGUGAAUCUGAUGGAGAGAUGAAUGGUUCUGUGCGUGAACACUGUGAGCUAGGCUAUUUAGCCACUAUAGUUUUAACCUGCCUUUUUUCCUGCAAGGAAGAGAGCACAUCCUUGCCGCCUUUAGAGCUGAAACAAAAUCUGAUCCAGCCUCUGUCACAGUCAUUCAGUGCCAGUGACGUCUGUGAGCAGCAGCGUUCCCCAGGCUUGCGGGGGUCUCUGUGUAUGAAGCACGGAUACACAGAGCUGGCCCUGUGUGGAGAUGGGGGAACACUUUAUAGGGAAUGAUGGAUCUUGUUGUGGGAUAUUCACAUUUUCCACUGCCAGAUAAACUUUGCUCCCAGAGGAUCACCCCAUCACUCAGAAAUUGAUCUGUUCUGAACAUCUCCCCUAAAGCUCUCCAAUAACCAUUGUAUUUUUAAGUCUUGGGAGGUACUAAUUCCUUUUCAGAUACUGUAAUGGCCAUCAAAAUGAGCAAAGUAUCCUACCAUGUGAAUCGUGACCUGAAGAUGGGGCCGAAAGGUGUUUGAAGGUUAGAGAAGGAAGAAAGGAACAUAUUACUGGUGGAAAUGCAUAAGGAUGUGUCAUAUUUUUAUUUUUAUAAGUCUGAUUCUCUAAGUGCUUGUAAAGUACUUUACUGUUGUAUAUGUGGUGAUGCAGUAGUUCACAAUAUCCUUUUAUUUUUGUAUAUUUCCCCCUCCACAAUAAUCCCUUCCUGUUCAACUCAUAGAGAGUAAUUUAAGAAGACAAAAUUUAUAUAUCAUAAUAAAAUGCUCAGACUGUCA